Messenger RNA from Cladocopium goreaui, 2091 nucleotides. NCBI's taxonomy places the organism in Eukaryota, Dinophyceae, Suessiales, Symbiodiniaceae. The record is from the annotation of a GenBank genome assembly.
CUGGUUUUUGGACCAGAAGGCGUUUUGUUCCUGAUCAGGCUGCAUGGUGAUUUCACUCCCUGGGGCCACAAACUGUCCCAAAUUCAAAAUUAUAUAGCAUCAUAGUUGCCAUGGCAUGUGGCUGUGCCCCUUCCUCCACACCCUUGGCCGAGUACGCAAGAUCACUGAGGACGCUUGAUGACGGUGAAAGGCUGUCCAUGUUUUUUCCUCUGUACACGGUACCUUUAGGCACCCUUUUGGAGAUGACCAAAAUCGAGCCACAUGAGGCACUGAAGGCCAGAAAUGUGUGGGUGGAGUUCCAAAGGAAUAUGGGCAAUGCAGCGUUUGUUUCACACCAGUGGGUUACCACCAACCACCCCGACCCAGACUGCAAGCAGAUAAGGGUCUUGCAGGAUGCUCUGAAGGAAAUGAUGGGCAACUUGAAAAGCAUACCUGUAGACUUAAUUUCCGAAGGGCAAAAUAUAAAUUUCAAGCCUUUGCCCACAUCGAAGAUUCUGUCAGAACCGCUGUUCUUUUGGUAUGAUUAUUUCUCGUGCCCACAGAAGCAAGGGCUUUGUGAAGCUGCCAUCAACAGCAUACCGGCAUAUGUGGACGAGUGUUCUUUCUUUUUUGCCCUUGUACCAGCCUUGGAGAAUCGGAAUGAAACCAAUCUGAUCACUCCAUUCACCUGGAAUAGUAGGGGCUGGUGCAGGUUGGAGAGAUCUUGCCGAGAACUCUCCCAAAACGAGUCCUGGAUUCAGGUGAAAGGCCCCAAUGAUCUUCAGCUCGUAUUAGGCGCCAUUGCAUCCAUUCGUGCUGGGUCUGGGCCAGUGGGUGAAGGAGCUUUCACAGUGCCGGAGGAUCGCUUGAAACUCGGGCAGGUUCUCAUGAAAGCUCUGAAGCGCAAGCUGCUUUGGCUUCUCAAAGCCCAAGAUCUGCCAGGUUUUCGCUUUUUGCUGAACCAGCAAGCUUUUGUUUUCAGAGGUUUGGAUUGCAAACUGUUCGAGCCUCUUCCGGGUUUUGAGAACAACCAUGUGGAUUUGGAUGUUUCUCCCCUUGUCGCGAAGUUCUUCUAUCAGAAUGGUUUCCGCAGCAUUUGGGAGGUGGACAGUGCUGGAUUUUCGCCCCUUCACUACGCGGCCCUGAACGGCGACCCAUCACUGGUUCAAGGCUUGCUUAUGCUUCAGGCAGAUCCAAACCAAGGCACCAGGAAAGCCCACCCGGGCCUUGGAUUUGAACCGGGGAUUUUACCUGUUUCCAUUUGCUGCACCUUCAAGAACAAUGAGGCUGUCCGUGUUUUGAUCUCUGCCAGAGGCAAGGUCACCAGCAGCGCACUUGUUCACAGACCUCUUCAGUGUGCGACAGUAGUGAACAAUGCAGAAGCAGUCUAUAUUCUCCUCCGUGCGAAGUGCCGGCCCGAGCAGAAUUCUUUCGGCUUCACUCCGCUUGACACUGCUGCCAGCACGGGAUCUCUUGAAGCCCUAGAGGAACUCCUCACAAACACCAAGGUAAGUGCCCUGGAUGCCACCCACGCCCUUCACAGUGCAGCAGCUGGCAGUGGAGGUGCACAGGUGGUGCAGCGACUAGUGGAAAUGAGGGCAGAUGUGAAUGCUCCGAUCGAAGACAUUUACAAGCGGACGCUCCUCAUGCGAGUUCUGUACACCUUGAAGGUCUUGCAGCACCGCUUUCACAAGGUCACGAUACUCAGUGAGGUUCUGUACCAGGCCAAAGGCGCAACACCUUUGAUGAUUGCCUUGCUGCUUGGGGAGGAUGACUUUGCUGCAGCUUUGAUUGCUGCAGGGGCAGAGCUGAAUCUGCGGAACGCCCGGGGCUUGACUGCCGCAGAUUUGAUAAGAAGGCGUUCGGGGCCAGAAUUCCUGCUUGAGGCUGUAGAAGGAAAGAUCCAAGCAUGCCAGGAGGUUUCCUUACUUGCAUGUGGCUGGACCGAGGUGCAGUUCUGAUACUAGAUACGUUUUGAUGUACAGAUAUAUGUACAAUUGUAUAAUUUAUAUAACGUACGUAGAUUUUAUUUGGAGUUGGCUGUGCACUCUGAAGGGUCACACCAAAAGUAUCACCCUAAUUCACCCUAUAUGCAGAAGAAUAGGAGAACAA